GAAUAAAUGUUCGAUAUCUGGAAGCGACCAAAUCCGUCCACUUCAACACUUGAGGAGGUUCAAAAUGAGAUGCAGUCAGGAAUGGCAUCAAAAAGUGUAAGUACUCAUCACUCUGCUUGGGAAGAAGAAACUACUUACAAGGAGACUUUAGUUAAGACAAAACGUACUGAUUUUACGUAUGGCGAUAGUUUAAUACCUUUAUCCCAACUUUGGAGAGUCACUUGCUGUCUCAUAUAAGUUGUAACGUGUCUGACUACAGGGCUGAACAAUGUCUGUCGUCCAAAUUUCAAAGGAUGCAUAAUUUUUAUCUUAAAACACUUUUGUAUGCUUUUCUGGUUAAGUACCAACUGGAGUUUAUCAGUAAUUACAACGGAUUUCGUUGCGGCAGUUAUCGUACGGAACGACUACACGAUACUUGGAUGUCACCGAAUAUGUCUCGCUUACCUUUAGGAUCAUCAAAAUUUAAUUCAUCCUCAGAAUCGUCGAAUCGUUUAACGGCACUAAAAACUCGCAACAUGCAUCCUAUGUUAAAUCGUCGUAUAUCGUCAAAAACUGAAAGUUCAACCAUAAUACGAACAAGUAGUUCAGAAAAUAUUGAAGACGGUAUCAAUAGCAGAUAUUCAGAUUUCUCUUCCACCAAUUCACAUAGCUCUAAAUCCCGAUUGCUGAGAUCUACGGCUAGAAAAUUUCAAAAUGAAAUGACUGGUUCUCACAAACUAAUUACAAGGGAAUAUCAAGUGUCACAUGAACUAGGAAUUAGUAAUAAACCAACUGGCUCUGAAAACUUAAAGCUCCACGACGAACAAGAUGAAUCUUUAAUUACUCCCACCGAACGAGCAAGACCACGUAAAUCAGAAAGACUAGCUUUUAAAAAUCAGUUAAAAUCACAACAGUCAUCAGCACUAGUUGACCUUGAUACUAUAUAUCGUCAAGAAACAUCCCCUUAUCUAUCAUUAACAUCAACAUUUGUCUAUCCGAAUCAACCACAAUCAACGUUGGAACCAAUGAUUAUGUCAUCAAAGGCUUUACAAAUGUCUAGCCAAGUAUAUAGUAAUGUGGGUAAUUCAGUAACCACAAAUACUGAUCCCUGGACGAAGCGUAUUUCAUCCAUAUGGGGAAGGUUGUCAAGUAAUAAUCCGUCUGUAAAUAGUUCAAAUGAUAAUCUUAGUUUUAGUAGUACACAAUCACAUGUGGUGCAAAGGCGGCCUACAGGAUGGUUGGCACGUCAUAUGUUUGGUUUGGAGAGAGAUAAUACUGAAGAUCUAAAUUUUGAAUCAAAGAAUACAGACGAUCAAUUUCUGUCUAGCGAUAUAGAGGAUAACUAUAAUGCUAAUAUUUCGUAUCAUAAAACUAAAAAUGUUGCCAAUAGAAACAAAACACUAGUUCAUUUUAAUCUGCCUCAUUCGAACUCAUUACAGUUUGAUUUUCUUUCACGCCGACGAAGAUUAUGUUUUUAUACCCAAUGUGUUUUAAACAGUUUCCGGAAUAUGUCUAUUCACCUUUUAGCGUUUUUAAUGGCUUUCAUUUAUGCUGUUGGAAAUAUUUUUCUAUAUAUCCUCAGUUGUUUACCACGAUUAUUCUGUUGGCUGUUUGCAAAAUUAUUUAGUGGAAAUGAUAAUUCUUCAAAUUUAUCUCUGAACUAUCACUCAAGAUUACGUACUGAUCUAUCGAGAUUUCAAAAUUCCACAGGUUCAUCAAGUUCCUAUGUACAGAGAAAUAAUAUCUUGAAUUGGUGCUUGCGUUUAGUACUACUGUUACUUAUCUUAUCCCCGUUAUUACUAAUUUUAAGCCUUUUGUUUGCACCAACUGAUAACUUUUCAAAUAAUUCGUCUUUAAAAUUGUUUCCAUUUUUCUCUGAUUCUAAUUGUACGUAUGAACUUUCUGAGACACGGCCGGAUAGUACUCAUCUUUGGAAUUUAUUUAUAUGGAAAACACGUUGUCUUUAUGUUCGUUAUUUUUUUUCAUCUGAGUUAAAUGAGGAUAACAGAAGAUCUGACAAAGAAAAUGAUUGGUGGCAAUGGAUUCCGUUCUACAGUUCAAGUAAAUCUAGUGAUCGAAUAGUUUUUGAUACAGGGAAUCUGAAUGAUGUGACAGCAAAUAAACUUUUUGAGCAGUUGACAUCACUUUCUCAAUCGGUCAAUAAGCGUUUGGACUUACUGUCACAGACAAUUAAGGUUACCGAUAAUAGUUUAGUCAACUUAAAACAAGACUUUAUCAGAAAAUCGGGUAUACUCAAUUUACAACUUAUUGAAAUGAGAAAUAUAUUUGAUCAUCAUAUCAAUCAAUGGAAUCACUUUUACCUGAAAUAUAACCAAUCUGAGCGUCUGUCCAAUAAUAAAGAUUUUAACUUUGCUGAUCACAAUGCAGCAUUUCGUAUAGAAAGCGAUCGUUUACUAAGGUUAGCCAUUGAAGCAGCUAAUCAUAAUAUCGCAACUCAGUUGGAUGAGCUACGUAGUAAAAUCCUACAAGACCUUAUAAAGUCCGAUCUGCAAAGAAAUAUGAGUAUUCAAAAUAUGUCAAUAUUGUUGAAUAGUUUACGUAGUCAGUUAAGUUUACGUACUAAAGAAACACGAAAUGAACUUCAUAGGCUACACUCGCAGUUGAGUAUAAAUAGUAAUCGAUCAAAGAAGUUUUUGGAUUUUGAAAACAAUUUACUUCAGUUGCAAAAUAAAAUCAAUUUAUUUACACUACGCAUGUCUGAUAUAGAAAGGUUGAAUGAAGAAUCUAAGUCCACCUUUACAUAUAUUAAGGAUGAAUUGAAAAGGUGUUCAGGAAAUGAAGAAAUUAGGAAACAUUGCCAUGAUGCAGUUAUUGAACAGGUGAACUUUGCUAUAACUAAUCUCUCUCAGUCAUUUUCAACUCAAGUUAAAGAAACUGUCCUGGAGACAAUAAUCAAUGAAUUAAGGGAUAGUGAUAGUAUGGAAAGUGCACUUCUCACUUACUUUAGACAAGUUAUAUCUACGCUGGCAAGAGAAUCCGUUGAUAAAUUAAUUUACAAUCGUCAUUCGGAAUUGAUCCCACAUUCACUUGAAAAUAAAGCAACUUUAGCUAAAAUGAUCGAUGAAGCUCUUCAUCGAUUUGCAGCUGAUAGGACCGGUCUUACAGAUUAUGCUUUAGAAUCAUCUGGAGGCUCUAUUGUUGGCACGCGUUGUACAAAAACAUAUACUGAAGGUGCAUCAUUAUUAAGUAUUUUUGGCUUGCCUUUAGUCCGUCUUAGCAAUUCCCCUCGAACAAUCCUACAACCUGGUAGUAAUCCUGGGGACUGUUGGCCAUUUCACGGAAGUAAAGGUCAAGCUAUCAUUCGUCUAUCGUCUCCAGUUAUUAUCAGUUCGGUGACUUUAGAACACUUACCAAGGGAACUCGCGCCAAAUGGAAGAUUGGACUCAGCUCCGAGAGAUUUUCUUGUGAAGGCACUUCAAUCAGAAUUUGAUGAUGGGGUAGUUUUGGGAGAAUUUACCUAUGAUGUGGAUGGUAGACCUAUACAAAAUUUUCCUAUAAGGGCAAGUUUAAUUAAUUAUCAUAUAAGACAUGAAACUUACGGACACGUGUUUCUAUAAGCUUUAACAGAGAUUUAAAAAGGAUUAUAGGAAUACGUAACCAACUGAAUGGACAUUUUUUGAUUGAGAGUUUUGUUCUUCAUAAUGUUCAUUGUUUGUAAGACAAAAAGGGUGCCCAGUGACCGUUGGUAAUCCAGUUUGUAUCAUUUCGUAGUGGGAUCUACCGUAAAUAAGUCGGGGAUGGCAAUAGUGCAUAAUAAAGCUAUUGUUUUUUUUUAAUCAAAGUACACAGAUAUAUCUGAACUCACUGACCCUAGGAUGCCGAGAAACCAAGGUUAGCCUGUCGUUACAUCUUACUGUGUUAGUCUUCAAAAUAUAUUUACCAUGAGCAAGCUAAAAGGUUACAAGUUUUAUGUUUGAUGCAAUAACAUCAAAUCAAUUUCGAAUUAAAAUGCCAAGAACAAGUCAAAAUUAUUCUCUGCCAUGUAUUUACAAUAAGUAUACAGGAAGUGAGGAAAUCAAACUUAGUUUUGAAUUAGAUUAGUGAAUCUGCCUAAUCAACGUCCUGUUAUUUUGGCACUAAUAAAAGAUUCUACAUCGAUUGUAGGCAAUUAGGUUAUCACGAUAUGCCAAGAAUUAACCAUAAUAUUAUUACCUUCACUUUUCGUUGUCAUUCGUUCUGUCGUUCCUGGAUUAUUCCCUUUAUCUUAUCAUUCGAAUUGGCGGACAACAAACAUUUCUUUGUCAAACAAUGAAUAAGCUUAACAAAAGAAUGUUAUGCGUUCAUUGGGCUCAGAUGGGAAGAUAUAGUAUGAAAUAGUGCGACUAGUUAUUUGUAUGGUCGAUUAGUAACUUUAACGAAGAUUAUUGAGAUUAAAAUCAGUUAUACGUAUAUAAGAUUACAGAAUAAGUUGACUGAUUCUAAGGAUUAUUGUAUGGCUAAUCGAGUAUUGCAUCUUCUCACACUUCCGUCUCAAACUCGCGCUUCAAAAUAAUGCGAAAAGUACUGAAAUCUUGUGGACGACUCAUUCAAUAAUAAUCUUUUGAGAUGGUCAAAGGUUUUUUGUGUCACUGUUGACUAGGAGAUAAAUUUAAGAUGUACAUAAGAGCAAUAGGGAUGAUUAUGUUGGAUCGGUCAGGCCGCCGGAAUAUAUCAAUUCAAAUUAUUUAUAUGGAAUUCUUGCAUGGUAUCAUACAGAAUAGAAGUGAAAUUACUCUUAGGUCAAAUUAUCACGGAGUUACGUGGUAAUAAGAGCUGUACAUUUAUACACAGGGGAUUCAAUAACUUUUCUGAACCAGACAUUCAACUCUUAAAUGCCAUAUGUACAAUUAAGUCAAUACAAUUAGUUUGCAUGGUAUGUGGAACUUACAUAAUUCUUUAUUUGUUUCCUUAGGAAUAUUCAAAACCUGUCCAAUUUGUCGAGCUUGUCAUAUUGAGUAAUCACGGACAUCCUAAAUAUACAUGUAUUUAUCGCUUUCGAGUUCAUGGCAAUAUGAUUAUAUGAUAGAAAUUCAGCAAUACUUUGUAGGUGCAUAUACGUAAUACAUCAUCCUUCAUACUGUUCUGUACACACUGUGCAAUUACUGUUUUACAGACGAAAUGAUUCCUAUACCUUCAUGUCGUCCUCCUAAUCAAACGUUUUACUCUGUAUUUAAGUAUUUUACACAUAUAACAUCUUAAACUAUUUGAUUUUCUUGCUUGUUUUAUGUUUAAAUAUAUUUGUUAUGUUGU
Messenger RNA from Schistosoma margrebowiei, 5229 nucleotides. Lineage: Eukaryota; Metazoa; Platyhelminthes; Trematoda; Strigeidida; Schistosomatidae. The record is from the annotation of a GenBank genome assembly.